This is a messenger RNA of Belonocnema kinseyi, 1925 nucleotides long. Its product is annotated as zinc finger protein 658B-like. The transcript has 7 exons. Gene Ontology annotation, biological process: regulation of transcription by RNA polymerase II. Gene Ontology annotation, molecular function: DNA-binding transcription factor activity, RNA polymerase II-specific; RNA polymerase II cis-regulatory region sequence-specific DNA binding. Gene Ontology annotation, cellular component: nucleus. The coding region runs from base 371 to 1675 and encodes 434 amino acids. Lineage: Eukaryota; Metazoa; Arthropoda; Insecta; Hymenoptera; Cynipidae. The record is from RefSeq and is a predicted model, not a curated record.
CUAAACAUAUCAGUGGAAAAAGUGAAUCUAAUCCUGAAAAUAAAUUAAUUAACUUACCGAAUACUGAUGUCUUCAAUAAUAAAGAUGUAGAUGUGAAGAGUAAGAACAUAAAGAAAUUGUAAAGAAUCUGCGUAUUCAACGCACACAACGUCAAUCCAUCCGCGUGUAUCCUGGGAAUUAAAAACGACCAAAAGUUCCCCUGGUCUUUGACUGAGCAUCCGCGGAGGUCUAACUCGUGGUACAUCAGAUUCAGUCUUAUGGACACUUCCUCGGAAUCAAGGAGAUAUCAUUCUACGCACUUGUCUGCUUCAAGAAUUAAAGCAACAUCCUCAAGUCUGCCCAUAGUGGCUCUGCAGAAGUAUUGAUCUUCAUGAUCUCUGUGCUGAUCAGCUUAGAAUCCACGCAGCUUGACAGGCAUUUUAACUCAUGCCGUUUUCCUUCAGCUGUUUUUGAAUCUCGAGUAAUAAGUCUCAAGUGUACGCACAGAGGGUGUUCAUAUAUGUUUAGCACGGAUCAAAAAAUGAAACAGCAUGCAUCUUGUCAUGCGGAGUCCCAAAGUGAAAGUUAUUUCAAGUGUAACGUAUGUCAAAAUUUAAAAUAUUCCAAAUGGAGACUGUGUAGUUUACACUUAUGGAAAUCUCAUCAGACUGAUAUUGACCUUUUAACCUGUAAAAUUUGUAAAGUAUAUAAGAAUGCUACUAUGGUAAAAAUGAUGACACACAUGAAAGUGCAUAAUAACAGCAGGGAGUACGAAUGUCUUGAUUGUGGUAAAUGUUUUAAACAGUCCAGUCAAUUGCGGAAUCACCGCAUUAUGCAUCUGGAUCGUAAAGCUAUAGAGGAACCACGCUGGUAUACAUCGAAAAUAUGUGAAAUAUGUGGUAAAACAUAUGCAGAUUCUAAGUGCCUAAAAAAUCAUAUACAAGCCGUGCAUUCAAAGCUACGACCUUACAUUUGUAAUGUGUGUGGUCAUUCAAGUGCCAGAAAAGCUAUGCUGGAAAUGCAUUUGCGACAGCAUACAGGCGAUAAGCCAUUCAAUUGUGAAUUAUGCGAAUAUAAGACAGGAGAUCAUAACUCAUUACGCCGUCACUUUAUGAGACAUACAGGUGUUAGACCAUACAAAUGUCCACACUGCCCAUAUUCUGCAAUCCAGAGUAAUAGCUACAAGAAUCACUUAAAAUCUAAACAUCCGUUACUCUCAGGUGUGUUUUCCUGUGAUUUUUGUCCAUUCCAAACAGUCAAAAAGGAAAGUUAUGUACAGCAUGUAAGCGAUCAUGAUAGAGGUGUUAUCAAAGCGUCCGCUGCAAGAAAAGACGAAGAAAGUGUUGAAGUCUUCCCAGGAAAUAUAGCAGCGGCGCAGUUAAUUUAUAGUUGCUUAGGUGCAUUUUCUAAAGUAGGAAAGACAAUAGAAGCUAACUUGAUGUCAUCUUCUACAUCUGCAGAUGGUACUUCCCAGACGAUUACAAUACAAAUUCCAUCUAAACAUCUAGAAGGAUCAUUACCAUCGACGGAAACAUCAGUAAGAUCUCUUUCACAAAUAGAACAAGAAGAUAAGGAAACCAUGCGCUAUUUUUUGCAAAUUCCUAGACAAGAAGAAGAAAGCAUUGAUACAGGUGGUAUAACGAUACCUGCAGACGCAGAAAAAAGUAAUGCUUCUCAGAUUCAUACUACAAUCUGAAUUAUCAAAAGUAUGUAACGGAUGUAUUAGGAAAUCGUGCUCACAUAAAUGAAUUAUGGAAGUUAGCUGUGGAGAAGGUGAUGAAAAAAGGGAGGUUUCUCGGGAAAAUUUGACGCCCUGGGCAAAAGUUCUCUCGUACGCCCUUCAUAUACCCGCCUUCCUACAUAAAUUAGGUUUUAUUUCUAAAGUAAAAAUUAUGUACAAAAAUGGAAUGAAUUAACAAUAAAACGUAAUAAUUUGUUUAAAUAAA